Messenger RNA from Oldenlandia corymbosa var. corymbosa, 996 nucleotides. The record is from the annotation of a GenBank genome assembly. NCBI's taxonomy places the organism in Eukaryota, Viridiplantae, Streptophyta, Magnoliopsida, Gentianales, Rubiaceae.
AAAGCCAAAACACAAACACAGAGACACAGACACACACACACACACUGAACUAAGAUCAUCAAUGGCGAAAUUAUCAAUUAUAUUAGUUUCUUGCUUGGUCAGCCUUGCGGCCAUCAUGCAAGGCAGCCAUGCAGUUCAAUACACCGUCACUAACACGGCGGCAUCAACCCCCGGCGGAGCCCGAUUCCAGACGCAAAUCGGGGCGCCAUACGCCUUAACGGUACUAACCUCUUCCACUACUUUCAUAUGGAGGACCUUCCAGGAGAACACUCCGGCCGACCGGAAAAACGUCCUGACAGUUUCCGUGUUCGUGGAUGACAUGGACGGAGUCGCUUACACAAGCAACAACCAGAUCCACGUCAGCGCGCGCUACAUCGGGGGAUAUUCCGGCGACGUGAGGAGGGAGAUCACCGGAGUUCUUUACCACGAAAUGGCUCACGUUUGGCAGUGGAACGGAAACGGCCAAGCUCCCGGAGGAUUGAUCGAAGGGAUUGCGGAUUACGUGAGGCUGAAAGCCGGGUACGCGCCGAGUCAUUGGGUUAAACCGGGUCAAGGUGACCGGUGGGACCAAGGGUACGACGUCACUGCCCGGUUCCUGGAUUAUUGCAACGGGUUGAAACCUGGUUUUGUGGCUCAGCUGAAUAAGAUGAUGAGGACUGGAUAUAACGAUGGUUACUUCGUUCAGCUUCUCGGGAAGCCAGUUACUCAAUUAUGGGUGGAUUACAAAGCCAAAUUCAGCACUAAUUAAAUUAUUAUCUGAAUGAUAAGCUCUUAGUUGUUGAUUAGUAAUAAUGAAUAAAUGCCAUCCACACUCGUGUGACUAUAGACUGACAAUAAACUCAUUCUUGGAAUAACCAAGAAUUAUCAAUUAGUACUACUUUUCUAUGUCAUGAUCAGUGUGUUACUAAGUGUUACUACUUUUCGAUUCGAGUUUUCUUAAAUAUUUUGUGAUAGCCAUGUGCUAAUUGUUACCAGAGUUAAUAUUAACACGCAAGC